This is a messenger RNA of Medioppia subpectinata, 883 nucleotides long. Lineage: Eukaryota; Metazoa; Arthropoda; Arachnida; Sarcoptiformes; Oppiidae. The record is from the annotation of a GenBank genome assembly.
AUGCCUCUUCCCUUUGCUUUAGCCCAAAGACUACAGAAGAGGGGAAUCAUUACCACCGAUGCCGGCGAAGAUGACCGACAAAAAGAGCAAUUGGAGGAAGUGAUUGCCGAAGACUACGACGACAAUCGGUUUGAGGCGAAGAGUGGUGUAUCUGUGAAGGGCUGUCCCAAUAAAUACAAUAUAUAUCACGACUGCUCUCUCUAUUGCCAUAAGAAGUACGCGGAUGUGAGCGAAGAAGUCUCGCCGCAAACCAAACGUAAAUAUCAGAGACUUGUGAAGAGAUACCCAUUGCCUGAGGGCUGGCAAGAAGUGUAUGACCCGGGAGUACAUUGUUUCUAUUACUGGAAGACAGAGACGGAUGAGGUCUCAUGGUUUCCGCCGCAUCACCCGAACGCUCGCAUCUCUCUAUCGGCCGACAAACUGAGGAGUCUAUUGAGAGACGACGACGACGAACAAGAAGGAGACGGAUCUGAUUCUGAUUCACAACUUUCUGACAAUUCUAACGAUAAUGACUCGGAUUCUGAGGAAUCCGAUAGAAAUGAUAGAAAUACUAAUAAAUUAAGAUUUAAUGAUAGAAAUAGAGGCGAAAGUCAAGCGAAGGGUCGAGCGGUUCGAAAGGCCAAUGAUUUGGAUCCAAUGGAUCCGUCGUCCUAUUCAGACCUGCCUCGAGGCAAGUGGUCGGACGGCUUGGGACAGAAGGGCGACGCCAAGAGUGGUGUGGACUCGACUGCUUCGGGACCACUGUUUCAGAUGAGGCCGUAUCCAAAUCCAGGCGCUGUUCUCAGACUUAAUCAGGAAAAGACCAAAACUAAUAAAAGACAACAACACGACAGCAGCGCUGAUCAAGACUGACAACUCGAUUGUGUCAUUCAAAUCAAUUCAU